This is a messenger RNA of Solea senegalensis (Senegalese sole), 3791 nucleotides long. RefSeq lists its product as uncharacterized. The transcript has 2 exons. The record is from RefSeq and is a predicted model, not a curated record. The coding region runs from base 796 to 2784 and encodes 662 amino acids. NCBI's taxonomy places the organism in Eukaryota, Metazoa, Chordata, Actinopteri, Pleuronectiformes, Soleidae.
AGGAAGGAUUGCUGGUUGAGGCGGUGGAUAAUGGACUAUGAUUCCGAUUAGAGAAUCAAGGCAUUUGGACAGAGAGAUUUUCUUUGUCUUCUUUUAAUGAAGAUUGUUGAACAGCGACAUGUAGUGUGUAUGUAGUUUGUGUGUAUAUAUGUGUGUAUACAUGUGUGUACAUGUGUGGUAUUUCCUCAAGAACGCACACAUAAUGUUGGAAACGCACAGAAAGUCCAUGCAGCUUCACACAGUCUGGUCUGCUGCUUGUCAGUGUGACUGGGCAUGUCCUGACGUCUUCAGACCGUGCUACUGCCUUUGACCAGUAGAUGGUGCUUUACCUUCAGGGCUUUCUCACAAUGAGAUCUAGCUAUUUUGUUGUGAGGUGCAAUAUUAGAGAUGUAAAAUAUAUGUAUAUACAUUAUUAGAGCUGUAGCUGGCUUCUCUGGUAGGUAUACUAGCUUGAGACAACUCUUUACCCAGCACUUAACUGAGGGAGUCGUUCGUUGUUUUGUAUUUUAAUCCUGCUUUGUAUGAAAUGUGCUACAUACAUAAAUCUGAUUGAUUAUUUCAUUUGAUGAGGUGUCUACCAUGUGUCAUAGUGACACCAGACUUGACUGCCUUUGAACUGGGCCAACUUGAAGUAUUCUACAAGUUAUUCAGUCACAAUCUCCAGCACACAGCUAAGCCAUCUGCACCCUCAUCCACAAACAUCUGAAGGACAUUGCUUCUCAUGGACUGAAGAGGAACUUGCCCACGCUGGUCACAAUAUGUGAACACAUUGUCUCCAGGUAUGUUCAGCACAUCAUGGAGCACAUAAAGCCCAUCCUUGAGGAAUGGCGCGUCAAACUGCCACGAAUACUUUCACUUGUCAAUGGUAACCAGUGUUUCUUUGGUGUAGACGAGACCUAUGUGUGUUAUAACAUGAAUGCCAUUCCGUCGUUCUUUGCUCGCUUUUUGGGAACCUCUCCUCUGAUUCCAUGUUGUAGCUUAAUGGAAUACGAGUUGUUAGUCACCAAAGAGGUAACGACGAGAGUGAACAACUGCAUAGCCAAGGAAAUGACGUCAAACACCAAGCAUUUGAGAUUCAAGCCUUACGACUGUAACUGCAUUGCUUACGAAACCCUGCGUGAAAUGACGGGUCACUUUUGUAAAGCCAUGCGCUGUCUGCUGCUGCGAGCAUGCCACUGCACACGAGCACAGCAAAAGCGAGCGGAGGAGAGCAGCACGGGUGCCCUCCGCAAAGCAAAGAAGACACACAUUCGGACCAUAAGUAAGGAGAAGAGUAUUGUGAUCUACUCCACGUCAGAGAAAGCACUAAUGGACAUCAUGUCAGAGGUCGUAUAUAUCCACAACAUGCCUGACCACAAAAACAACCCCAAAAAUGAAGGUGGCAGGUGCGUGGACUUGCUUAUCGGUGAUGGUCUACACACUAUUUUUGAAAAUGAUGAAGAACAGGCGGACGACACCGCACACCUCUCGUCCUCUUACGAUGAAGAUGGAGAAGAUGCAGACUUCGGUGCGUUUAGUAACGAGUUAAUUGCGUCCUUUGGUGGCGAGGAUGUAGGACAAGAUGCAGAAUACAGUGCGUCCAGUGUGAUACCUGCGUCUUCUGGUGUAGAGGAUGUAGGUGAAGUUGCAUCUCAUGAAGGUGAGAACAGUGAGCCGCCAACAUCCUCUGGUGUUGAGGAUGUAGAGGAAGAUGUAGAAUACAGUGAGAUACCUCCGUCCUCUGGUGUUGAGGAUGUGGGAGAAGAUGCAGAUUACAGUGAGAUACCUGCGUUCUCUGGUGUUGAGGAUGUAGCAGAACAUGCAGAGUACAGUGAGAUGCCUGUGUCCUCUGGUGUUGAGCGUGAUGGAGAACGUGCAGAUGGAAGUGAGUACAGUGAGCAACUUGCGUCCUGUGUUACCGAGGAAGGAGAAGAUGGAGGCAGAAGUGAGUGCAGUGAGCUGCCUGCAUCUUGUGGCACUCGGGAUGUAGGAGGAGAUGCAGAACACAGUGAGAUGCCUGCAUCCUGCAGUGUUGGGCAUGAGGGAGAAGAUGCAAAUGGAAGCAAGUUCAGUAAGCUGCCUGCAUCCUGUGGUGAGAAGGACAUAGGAGAACCUACAGAGUAUGUACAUGACACUGCACACAGGAAGUUAUCUUCUACUGUUGAGAACAUAGCAGAUGAGGUGGAUGACAAUGUCGACAGGCAGAUCCUAUUUGCUGAAACCACUGACAUUAGACCAGGUGGUGAUUUAAACAAGCAGUUACUCAGAAAUGAGGUCUCAUUUUAUUCUCCUGACCCACAUAGAUCCACAUCAGCACGAGUGUCGGGUGAUUACAUAAAAUAUUACACACGCCUUGUCAAUAUAGUGACAAGGAUUUUAAUGCAUACCAUUGAGAGGGCCCACGUAUCAAUGCCUCAAACAGAUUUCAACAGGAUUGUCCACAAUGUGUCAUAUAAGUUGCUCGCACAGCUGGAGCUCAGGAACAUUUCUGUGAGAGUAAAAAAAGUUGCAAAUAUUAAGGCCGUGGUCUGUGACCUGUCUAAGACUUUCCACUCCGCACAGGGGCUUCUGAAAGAAUUAGAGGGGGCUGACGAUACAUUUAUCGAGGCCCUGAGGAGAAAACUGACCGAAAAGAACAAGAGCAUCUUCGGAUGUUUCCUAUCAGUGGGCAAAGACUUUUAUCAAGCUGUAGCCCGCCUCCGUAAUGGCACCUCCUGCAAACGGACACGAAAGAAUGAGAUCGCGAUUACAUGUAGCCAAAAUCCUCCUGUAGGGGCAGUCAGUAAGUGGCAACCCAAAAUUUGAAAAUAUCUUCAUGCUAGGGCCGAGUGAAAGGGCCCAGAAUUCAUAUCUCAGUAGCUUUAGGCUGAGUGGCGGAAUAUACGAUUUACAGGUUCAGCUGUAGGCAACAGGACUUGCUUGCAUCAAGGAGCUUCUUCAGUUCGGAGUAACUGGUGGAAUUUGGCUGCUGUUUGCUGGAUACCUGUGUAGAGAGUUGUUACGUGAAACAAUGAAAGUCACGCACACCCUGACCCAGUUCCAGGUUGUUAGAUUCACCUGUGUCAAGGUGAAAAAGAGGGUUGUUCAGGUCGUCUGAGAGACCGUCUUCUACUGCGACGCCACACAGGAGUGUGUGCAUGUGUGUGAAGCAUGAGAGGCCACAGCCACAGUUAGCAUUAGCAGAGAAAAUGCAAGGCACUAAUGUGUAAAGUUCUGUGCCAAUGGAAAGAAAAUGCCCAGACUCCUCCAGUCAAGCUGAGUGUCCAUGUGUUCAUCAUCUGCCAGCAAAGAAAAGUAAGGGUGUUAGCCCGAAGUAGCUACAUCUUUAGCCCCGGAGAAAUGACCUCACCUGUGUUUCCUGACAACAGUCUGGGAGCUAAAGCAGGAAAGCUCAACACCCACGGUAGCUGCUAUCAAGUCUUCUGAAGACACUGUGAAGAAGGAACAGCUUAGCAGCUUCGUCAAACCGACUCAUAACAUUAAAAGACGUGACAUUGUUUGGUUCAUAGUGCAUUUAUAUUGAUUCAAAUACAUCAAUGUACUUGUAACUUUUCCUAUCAUUGUUUAUUUGCUGCACACCUACUGUAAUCCUGGAAGCCAGCCUUUGAUGCCAGGUUUGAACAGGGCCUGUGAUUACACAGGAUGUGUGUACAACUGCUGUAAAAUAAAAUAAAAAAUGUUUUUUAUAGCCUUAGAAUAAGUCAUCUAUGAGUGCGUAACCCUUAAACACACCUAGACACAUGUUGGGCUUUUAAUUUUGAGAAGUUUUAUGAUUUUUAUCAAGCAUACUGUUAAAAAAUGUAUACCAGUUU